ACCCAGCCGCCGAAACCAUCACCGCCCGACUUCUUCUCCGUCGCAGCGCUGCCGUCGGGAAAAGAGGCAGUUUGACCCUUCCAUUGGUUUCUGGCGCCGAUGUCGAGCUCUUGUGAGCUCUUCUACCAUCUUUUGGCUUGCUAUAUGUCUUUCAACACCCAGAGAGUGGGACAAGGCACUUGAAACAACUUUGACAGUUUAGUAAUGGGUAGCUGCCCAUGUUCAAAUCAUGUUUGGUUGAAUCGGCAUGUCUCCGAAAUUCUGUCUGUUUUGUCAGAGUGUAUUCUGCCGCUGCUGCUUCUGCAUUGUUGCUGGAGGACCAUGUGUUUGUCAAACAUCCAUUACCCUUUGAGGCUUUUGCAGUUCAGGAAAUUAGAGGUUUGGGUAAAAGGUUUUCUACUCAGAGAAAGAAAAAAUUGUAUCCUUUUGUUGUCAGAGUGUUGAAAACUUUGAAUUGGGAGGUUGCAAAGGGAGCAAGGUUCUCCAAGACCGUGAAAGAGCAUGGCUUUUCUCAUUCUUUAAAUGCCUUUCGGAUUAUUCUUCAUGAAUUUGCAUUGGUGGGAAUGCAAAUGGAAGUGCAGGCUUUGCUUACACAAGUUGUAUGCUAUUAUCGAGAAGCUAAGCAUGAUGCGUUUACUCUGUUCCCAUAUUUAUUGGAUUCACCUCAGAGUGGGGUGAGAUCACUUGUUGUAUUUGAUGCACUAAUGAUGGCUUUUUCUGACAACUCAAUGCUUGAGAAUGCUGUGGAUGUGUUUCUGAAGAUCAGAAAGAUGGGUCGUGAGCCACACAUACGGUCUUGUAAUAUCCUGCUCAAGUGUUUGGCAGAGGCAAACAAACUGGAAUGUCUUAGAAGCUUAUUUGAAUGUUUGAAAAACUCUGGGCCAUCUCCUAAUGUUGACACUUACACAGUUAUGAUGAACUUUUUCUGUAAAGGAUAUCCACUUCAGAAUUUGGAUAUCAGUCAAGCAACUGACAUUCUUCAAGACAUGGUGCAGAGAGGGAACCACCCAACUGCAGUGAUAUAUUCAAAGUACAUUCAUGGUCUUUGUAAAGCUGGAUAUGUGGAGUUUGCUUUGAAUUUCAUCCGAAACAUGCAGCACAGAGACCAACCCCUCAAUAGUUAUUGUUAUAAUGCUAUUCUCCGUGGGCUUUGCCAAAAAGGGGAAAUGUAUGAAGCUCUAAAAGUGUUGGGCGAAAUGAAGAGCUAUGGGAUGGUGCCAGAUGUCUAUUGCUACACCAUAUUGAUAGAUGGAUUUUGCAAGGAAGGGGAUAUAGAGAAAGCUCUUGAUCUGUUUGAGGAAAUGGAGCUUUGUAAAAUAAAACCUUCUUUGGUUAGCUAUAGUUCACUCAUAUAUGGUCUUUGCAAACUUGGAUUGAUAGAUCAUAUGCUACAUAUAUAUCGUAAUCUGGAGGCUGCCGGUGUGUGCCCUGAUACUAUCACAUGCACUCUCAUUGUUGAUGGGUAUUGCAGGGAAGGGCACUUGGAGGAAGCCUUGAGCUUUAUCUACGAGCUGUAUCAUCAAGGCAUAAGCCCUAACUCGUAUACUUAUAAUGCAGUCCUCAACAAUUUGUGCAAGCAAGGAAAACCACAAAAAGCAUGGGAACUAUUCCCUCACAUGUUUAGAAGGAAUAUACUCCCAGAAGUUGCAAAUUACAAUACUGUUAUACAUGGUUUCGGAAAUGUGUCAAAUUCAAAGAAGGCUUACAUGGUGUACAGAGGAAUGCUCAAAGCUGGUCUCAUGCCCAAUACUGUCACAUAUACCAUCCUUAUCAAUAUGUUCUGCCGUAGAGGCAAAAUAUGUGAAGCUUAUAACAUGUUCAGGGAAAUGAGUCAUAGGGGUUUAGUCGCAGAUGUGAUUUCAUAUACGUCUCUGAUUGCUGGAUUUUGUAGAAUGGGAGACACGAAGAAGGCAUGGGUAUUGUUCAAAGAAAUGUUGAGCAAAAACCACUUACCCAAUGCCAUCACCUAUACGUGUUUAAUAGAUGGUUUUUGCAAGUCUUCUCGCAUGGAUUAUGCCAGUUUCUUGUUUGAGGAAAUGAAGAAUAAAAAUGUUACCCCUGAUGUGGUGACUUACACUGUUCUCAUCACUGGGUACUGUAGGCUCCGCAAUGUUGACAGAGCAAUUGAGUUAUUUGAUGAAAUGAAGCACAGCGGUAUUUGUGGGGUUGAUAUGGUCAAUGAAGCUUUGGGGUUUUUUUACACUAAAGACAGGUCAACUUACAAAAGAUUAGAAAGCUGCGGAAAUGAUGUUUCAAGAUGACCAGAUGGUCUGUUCCCAAACAUGAACUUCUUUUAUCUUCACUAAGACAAAUCAAAAUGCUACUGCUGAGGCAACCGAAUUCUUGCCUUACAGAGAUCUAUUGACAGGUGAUUUCACAUCAAUUUCGGGUUUUCACCGACAUUGCAACUAUGGCAGUCACACGAUGAAUUCUGGAUGAUGUAGAAGUCAUUCAAAUUUAUUUACGGUUGACCCCUGUAACUCCAAUAAUACUUGCUCCGUGUGCAGUUGCAGACUUGGGUUUAAUAUUCAAAGAAACCAGUUCUAAGAAACCAAUCUGAAAAUGCUCAGUCAUGCUUGUUAAGGCCAAGUCUCAAUUCUUUGCCAGCAAUAGUUGUGCGGAAGGUUGUUUUUGCUGCUCAUAUAUUAUGAGUAUUAUCAGGUUGUGGUCGCUGCUGCAAAGGAAUGAGUCAUAUCGGUUCUCACCUGCAGUCAUUCCAGGGAUUUUGAGCUCAUUUGAAGUUGAAUAUUUUGACAAGGAGUCAACUUAGUGUGAUGCAAUCGGAUUAGAAUAGUCAUCAAGAGAACAAGAACUAGGUAUUCCAUUGACUAAAUAAAUAACUUGUGCAACAACUCCAAUGCCUCAUUAUUAGCUGUGAGACACUUAAAUGGGUGUAGGAUCAUACAUAUCAUCCUUUCUAUCUACAUCUUCACUACAUGUUGCAUUUCUUUUGCUUGCUACAGAGAUAAAAAAAUUCCACUGCACGUAUCUCAAUAGUUUGCUAGUUUCGUUUGUAGAUAUAAAUGUCUCGUCUGCAACACUUUAACCCAAUUCUCUCUUCUAUUUUUUUUUGUCUUCUCCAAAGGAAACUUUUCACGCCUAGAUUCUUUAUGUGUGUGUGUGUGUGUGUGUGUGUGUGUGUGUGUGAUUUGGUAUUUUAUCAACCUUUAUUUUCUGUAAAAAUUUUAGCCAGUGCCUAAAUCAAUUUUGUUACUCUUUUUUCUCUGAGAUAUCUGGUUGUGUGUUAGCUUAUGUUUGACCACUUAGACGUUACCUUACAGACUUAGAUUUAAGAUCAGUAGAGGGUAUGCAUGUUACUACAGUUCUGACUUAUUUAGUAACCAUAUA
Messenger RNA from Argentina anserina (silverweed cinquefoil), 3348 nucleotides. RefSeq names its product pentatricopeptide repeat-containing protein At1g62914, mitochondrial-like. The transcript has 6 exons. The coding region runs from base 219 to 2261 and encodes 680 amino acids. The record is from RefSeq and is a predicted model, not a curated record. Gene Ontology annotation, molecular function: protein binding; mRNA binding. Lineage: Eukaryota; Viridiplantae; Streptophyta; Magnoliopsida; Rosales; Rosaceae.